Girardinichthys multiradiatus is the source of this 1168-nucleotide messenger RNA. RefSeq names its product pdgfa associated protein 1a (gene pdap1a). The transcript has 6 exons. Lineage: Eukaryota; Metazoa; Chordata; Actinopteri; Cyprinodontiformes; Goodeidae. The coding region runs from base 153 to 626 and encodes 157 amino acids. Gene Ontology annotation, molecular function: RNA binding. The record is from RefSeq and is a predicted model, not a curated record. Gene Ontology annotation, cellular component: cytosol.
AUCGAGUUGGCUGACAGCGCGAGAGACAAAGUAGUUUCCUCCUUAGCCUUUUAUUCCAGCACAUUAAAUCACAACCUUUACCUACCGGCUUCUGUGUCACUCCGCGGAUGUUUUGUGGACUUUUUCCUCCUCCGUAUCUCUACCUGUGAACCAUGCCGCGCGGGGGAAAAAAGGGCCACAAGGGCCGAGGGAAGCAGUUCAGCAACCCGGAGGAGAUUGAUCGACAGAUGAGACUCCAGAGAGAGAUGGAAGAAAGUGGUGGUGCAGAGAAGGAGAGCUCCUCAGAGUCCGAGGAGGAGAGCAGCAGUGAUGAAGAGUCUGAGUCUAAGAAGAGGAGUGGAGUGGAGGGUCUCAUAGAAAUUGAGAAUCCAAACCGUGUUUCCCAGAAGAGCAAAAAGGUGACAGAAGUAGACGUGAGUGCUCCCAGAGAGCUGUCCCGCAGAGAGAGGGAGGAGAUAGAGAAGCAGAAAUCAAAGGAACGUUACAUGAAGCUCCAUCUGGAGGGGAAGACGGAACAGGCCAGGGCAGACUUGGCCAGACUGGCCAUCAUCAAGAAACAGAGAGAAGAAGCUGCCAAGAAGAGAGAGGAACUCAGGAAAGCUGAAGAAGCCCAAGCCAAGCGUUAGUACCUCACCUGGAAGCCUCAACACACUCUUCAGUCUCAGGGGAAUGGAGGGAGCAGGACCUGAUCAGGGUUCCUCCUAAACUCCUGCCUCUCGCUUCAGAUCAGAGGGAUGUGGAACUUCUCUGACAGCCUGGACGGUAAAACCAGGUGAUCAUAGCUGGAUGAAGAGGAAUGCAACAUUGGGACAGCCUCUGUGGGUCUCCUCUGAAUACUGUGCAGGUUCAAGGGAGACCUGAGCUGGUGUACUUGGUGUUUCACAGCCUCUUCAUUAUUUCUCACCAGGGUUUUUACGUCUAAAGCUGCUAAAAGUUUAAUUCCUUUGGAUUCACAAAUAUUUCCCAGUACAUCUAAUAAAAGUUUACAGGACAUUUUAAAGUGAGGAUUUUUAUGCUCUUGUUUUGCAAGUCAAGAUGAUGAUAGACAACAGAAAACUCUUACAGUAAUAAUAAUCCAACCCUGCAGUUUGUUGUAUUCUAGGUUUUAAUGUCAUGCUUUACAUUUGAUAUGCUGCUUAGAUUGUUUUGAAUAAAACAAAUAAUCUGG